AUGCGAGUCGCCCAACGCGCAUUCCUGUUGACACAACAGAAGCCACACUGGCAUGGACGUACCAUCCCCAUCCAUCCACAUCAUAUCGCACGUUGGUCUUCUUCUUCUUCCUCUUCCUCUUCCUCUUCUUCGUUUGUGUCCUCCUUCUUUAGUGGAACUGUUGACUCAUCGCUGGUGGGUGCCCCGCGGCCGCCGCAUGAUGAAAAGGCGAAUCGCACACUCGCCGCACUCGCCUCAUUUCCACCGUCCCGCAUCCGCAACUUCGCCGUCGUCGCACAUGUGGAUCAUGGAAAGACAACAUUGUGUGAUGCCAUUCUGCGUCGCACGGGUGUACUCAGCGGCCAGCAGGUGGGAACAUACACAGAUCGUCUUCUCGUAGAGCGUGAACGUGGUAUUACAGUAAAGGCGCAGACCUGUUCCAUCUUUGUGAUGUACAAAGGUGAGGAGUAUCUACUCAACCUCAUUGACACACCUGGGCAUGUUGACUUCCAGUACGAAGUCUCCCGUAGUCUGAGUGCUUCCGAGGCGGCGUUGCUUCUUGUGGAUGUGGCGCAGGGUAUAGAAGCACAAACAAUGGCACACUUUCACGUGGCGUUAGAUCGCAAUCUUUAUAUUAUGCCAGUUCUCACAAAGAUGGAUGCGGUGCUGGAUGAUGUUCCAGUGGAACGUGCACUGCAGGAACUUGAGGACUCCACCGGUCUGCUUCGGCGUGAAGUACUCUUCACAAGCGCAAAGCAGCAAUUAGGGGUUGAGGCCCUGUUGAGUGCUGUUGUGGAACGCGUACCACCUCCAACAGGUAGUGUGGGUUUAUCCGAUACACGACAACUUCCUCCUUUUUUACCGGGAAGUCCAGAACGAAUUGCGAUGGAGGAGAAAAUGGUACCAUUACGUGCUCUUAUAUUUGAUUCGUGGACAUCUGAAUGUGGUGGAGGACUACGUCAUGCACAAACAUCUAGCAAAGGUAAUAAUAAUAAUAAUAGUAGUAGUAGUAGUGGUGGUGGAAGUGCUACAUCUACUAAAAAUGAGGAAAAUGGAGUUAUAUGCCUUAUUCGCGUUAUUGAUGGAACAUUAACUGCCAAAUCAGUGGUUUCAUUCUUUCAUUCACAAAAACGAUGUGAAGUACAAGAGGUAGGUAUUAUUCAUCCAGAAUUACGUCCUACAGCAGCCCUCACAGCAGGAAUGGUUGGUUACGUUGUUUUUCCACAACUACGCGGUGAGGACUUCUCAGUAGGUGAGACUAUUUACACACUACCAACAAAAAAAUUUAACCGUGAAAGUAUUGUUCCAGUAGCUGGUUUUAAACGUGUACAUCCAGUAGUAUUUGCAGGUUUCUAUCCAGAUGAAGGUGAAUAUGUUACCCAAUUACGUGAAGCAGUAGAAAAAUUACGUAUUAACGAACCAGCUGUCACACUUGAGCCACUUGACUGUCCUGCACUUGGACCAGGUCUACAACUUGGAUUCCUUGGUAUGCUGCAUAUGCAAGUAUUUCAGGAACGACUCCUUUUAGAGUUUGGACAGCGUGUACUUGUGACCCCACCGCAGGUACAAUACAAAUACCGUGAAACUGGUGAUGAUAGUCAAGAUGCACUGAAACCAUUGACCGUACAUUCAUGGCGUUGGCCGCAUGAAGGUGUGGCCUGUUAUUUGGAACCGUAUGUGACUGCCACUAUUCUCACACGACGUGAGUACUUUCAGGCGAUUGAUGGAGAGGCGGUGCGUCGCUUUCGUGGAGAACAACUGGAUAUGCGUGUGUUGGAUGAUUCCCGUGUAGUGGCUCGAUAUAAGAUGCCACUGGCUGAUCUCGUGCGGGGUUUCUUUAGUGUGGUGACGAGUCUCUCACACGGUUACGCCUCACUUGACUAUGAUGAUGCCGUGUAUGAGGAGGCUGAUCUCGUGAAGGUGGAUGUACUCGUGCAGAAGUCUCGAGUCUCGGCGCUUUCUGUUAUUUGUCCACGACAUGAGGCGCCGGCUGUCGGUCGUCGUAUUGUCUCGAGUCUCAAAUCAAAUCUCACGCGUAGUGCGGUGGAUGUCCCGCUGCAGGCGAUGAUUGGCGCGAAGAUUGUAGCCAGAGAGACAGUGAAGGCAUACCGCAAGGACGUCACGGCGAAGAUCCACGCAGGCGAUAUUUCACGCAAACAGAAGAAGUGGAAUGAUCAGAAAAAGGGAAAGGAACGCAUGGCACGACGCACCGUGGGUCCAGUUACACUUGAUCAGUCCGUUAUUGCUGCCGCAAUGGGUGCCACCACACUGUAA
Molecule: messenger RNA, 2253 nt
Organism: Trypanosoma theileri
Lineage: Eukaryota; Euglenozoa; Kinetoplastea; Trypanosomatida; Trypanosomatidae
Product: putative GTP-binding protein
Exons: 1
Coding region: 1-2253 (750 amino acids)
Biological process (GO): positive regulation of translation
Cellular component (GO): mitochondrion
Molecular function (GO): mitochondrial ribosome binding; GTP binding; GTPase activity
Source: RefSeq, a predicted model, not a curated record